This is a messenger RNA of Porites evermanni, 339 nucleotides long. The record is from the annotation of a GenBank genome assembly. NCBI's taxonomy places the organism in Eukaryota, Metazoa, Cnidaria, Anthozoa, Scleractinia, Poritidae.
UUUUUAGCGUGCCAAAUCCAGGCUAUCGGUCUGGCCAGCAGUGACGCUAUCCCAGACAACAGUUUCUCUGCCUCGACUCAUCGUUCUGGUAAUGAAGCUUCCGAAGGUCGUCUAAACGGAGAUGGUGCCUGGUCACCUAGCGGAAAUGAUGAUGACAACGACUACUUACAAAUUGACCUGAAAGACCAGUUCUUUAUCUGCGCCGUGGCCACUCAAGGAAGUUCAAGUGACGAUCACUGGACAACAAAGUACAAACUAAUUCAUUCCCUGGAUAACUCAACUUGGUCUACUUAUCAAGAAAACGACACUGACAAGGUGUGUUUGGACAACCUGAAGUAA